CGAGGGCGACGGCGUCGUAAAUACUGAUUAACCGCCUCGCUCAUUUUUCACUUUGUGGUUUAACCGAUCACUUUCAUUCUCUCGUGAAACCUGGAGUUGAAAAGGGACAGAGGAUCGGGUGAAUCUCUUAUGUUCUUCGGAAAGUUAUUCACGGCAAAGUGUAAAGAGCGGAUUAUACUUUGUAGAUACGCGGAGCAAUGGCCUGCAAGUGACUUUCUCGAAUGAUAAGCGAAAGGAAAUUUCUGUAGGAAAUAGUAACAUACCCGUCAUGUCACUCUUCUUAUCUUCUUGUACGUUUCAAAUACGUCUUUGAAAUGUAGAUCUGACAUAGUAAAUUACGACCUAUCUACAGCAUAACUUAAACCUGACUCGCUAACGACAAGCACGAUAUCGUAGCGACGAGGUCGUUUUCACCGGUGAACCUAGGUUGGUUAAUUUUGACGACAGUCAGUCUCUCUGUGAACGCCGACUGCAUGCUAACUCCAUCGCCUUUUUCAUCAACACAGCCGAAUGUGACGGGAGCAAGAAAGAGAAACGUUUAACGGAGGAAAGAUUUAUACGUACAUCGGCGAGGUGUGCGUGAGCGUGAAUCCCUACAGACACACCAACAUCUACGAUGCGGAUCAAAUUAAUAAGUACAAAGGCAGGGAACUAUUCGAAAACCCGCCGCACAUUUUUGCGAUCGCGGACGCGGUGCAUAAGGAGAUGAAGCAACAGGGCCGAGACACAUGUAUAGUAAUAAGCGGCGAGUCUGGCUCCGGCAAAACGGAGGCUAGCAAAAUCAUUAUGAAAUAUAUCGCCGCUGUUACCAAUCUGAGCGGUCAACAGGAGAUCGAAAGGGUUAAGAACAUCCUCAUCCAGUCGAAUUCGAUACUGGAGGCAUUUGGCAAUGCCAAGACGAACAGGAACGACAACUCAUCACGUUUCGGAAAAUAUAUGGACAUCAAUUUCGACUUCAAGGGCGAUCCCGUGGGCGGACACGUGACCAAUUAUCUCCUGGAGAAGUCGCGGGUGGUUUAUCAGCAAAAAGGGGAACGCAACUUUCACUGUUUUUAUCAGCUACUAAAUGGCUGCAGCGAGUCCGAAUUGAAGAAAUUACGUCUGGUGCGGGAUCCGACGGCCUACCACUUCAUCGGCAACGGAAACAACAAUAAAGUGCCUACCUCUGACAGAAGCGACUACAAAACCGUGAACAGCGCCAUGUCUAUGCUCGGAUUCUCCCCGAAUGAGAUACAGACUGUAUGGAGUAUCAUCUCCGGUGUCCUGCAUCUGGGCAAUAUCACCUUCAAGCUGGAAGACGACAAGCUUUUAAUUCAAAAUCAUUCUGCCUUGAACGACACUGCCAAUUUAUUCUCCAUCAGCUCGAAGGACCUGAGCACCGCUCUCUCGCAGAGGGUCAUAGCGGCCGGCGGCGAAGUCAUGCAAAAAACUCACACAUUGGUGGAGGCUGAGUAUGGCAGAGAUGCUUUGGCAAAGGCUAUAUACGAGCGAUUGUUUACAUGGAUAGUAUCACGCGUCAAUGGCUCGAUCAAUGUGAACGAUCUUGACAAUGUAAAGCGGUACGGAACGGUGAUUGGUGUGCUAGACAUCUAUGGCUUCGAAAUCUUCGACGCAAAUAGCUUCGAGCAGUUUUGCAUCAAUUACUGCAACGAAAAACUGCAGCAACUCUUUAUCGAACUGGUUCUCAAACAAGAGCAAGAGGAGUACCAGAGGGAAGGGAUAGCAUGGCAACACAUUGAAUAUUUUAACAAUCAAAUUAUCUGCGAAUUGGUCGAGCAAGCUCACAAGGGAAUCAUAGCGAUCAUGGAUGAGGCCUGUCUUAACGUUGGAAAAGUCACCGACGAGAUGCUCCUGAAUGCGAUGGAUAAGAAGCUAGCGGAUCACAAACACUACACCUCUCGACAGUUGAAACCAAUGGACAAAGAACUGCAGCAUAAAAUCGAGUUUAAAAUCAAACAUUACGCCGGCGACGUGAUUUACAAUAUCAAUGGCUUCCUCGACAAGAACAAAGAUACGCUCUUCCAAGAUUUAAAACGUUUGCUCUAUAAGAGCAAUAAUUCAUUGAUUAGUGAAAUGUGGCCCGAGGGUUCGCAAAAUAUUUUAAAGACGACAAAGAGACCUCAAACCGCUGGCACGUUAUUCCGCAAUUCUAUGAUCGCGCUAGUGAAGAAUCUAACGAGCAAGGAGCCGUUUUACGUGAGAUGUAUAAAACCUAAUGAAGUGAAGUCUCCAGUCGUGUUCGACGACGAGAGAGUAAAUCAUCAAGUGAGAUAUUUGGGUCUUGUAGAGAACAUAUUAGUAAGACGCGCUGGUUUCGUAUACAGACUGCGAUACGACAAAUUUUUGAAAAGGUACAAAAUGAUAUCGCAAUACACAUGGCCGAACUUCCGAGGCGGCAACGACAAAGACGGGGUACGCACGCUAAUGGACGAGAAAGGUUUUUCGAACGACGUAAAGUACGGUCACACGAAGAUUUUCAUUCGCUCGCCGCAAACUCUGUUCGCGUUAGAAAAGGCUCGCAGCGAGUUAAUACCAGGCAUCGUGGUUCUUUUGCAAAAGCAAUGGCGAGGAUACUUGUGCCGUCAGAAGUACAAGAAGAUGAAGGCCGCGCUGGUUAUGAUGAAGCACUAUGUCAAGUACAAGCAACGCGUUUACAUCAGCAAGCUGGAGCAAAUGUUCAGGCCUGCCAAGAAAAUGCGGGACUAUGGCAAACAUCUACCCUGGCCACCGGAAAACUUCGCCGUGAGACACGUUGUACCCGCUCUAAAGAACAUAUAUGCGAGAUGGUGGGCAUGGAUGGUGCUCAAAGUAAUCCCACGGGAGGAUUGGCCACAGCUGCGACUGAAGAUGGCAGCGGGCGCCGUGUUGCGCUCAAAGCGAUCUUACUGGGGUCAAGAUCGCCGAUGGGAAGGAAACUACUUAUGCGUAGCGGAUGAGAAUCCUCACAGUGACGUCUUUAUUUCUUCGAUAAACAAUCUACGAAACACUGACCAUUUCAAGACUAUCUUGUUCAGCGCAUUUAUCAAGAAAACCAACAGAUUUAACAAGCCUGCGAACCGCGUUCUGAUAGUAACGGAACAUGCUGUCUACAAACUAGACGGUGUUAAAUUCAAGAAUAUGAAGAAGGGCAUGCCAAUUGCGGAGAUUACUGGUUUGAGCGUGUCACCCGGAAAGGAUCAACUCAUCACCAUUCAUUCAAACCGUGGAAACGAUUUCAUUCUCUCAAUCAUUGCUAAAGACGACAGAGUUGGAGAACUCGUUGGCGUACUCAGUAACCGAUAUUAUCAAUUGCGUGGUGCCGAUCUGCACGUCACUGUGGACACGAGGUUCAAGUGUAUGUUGGGCAACAAAAGCAAAGUAUUGCGUGUCGAGGUAAUACCCGACGUGAUGGAGCCCACGUUCAAGCAGGACAGCAACAAUAUCAUUUACGCCAUCCCACCGUCAGUGGCAAUCAUCGAUAACGGUACUAAUACAAGAUUGGAUAUGGAUAUCCGUACGGCCAGUUAAAACCCGACGAUCCGUCCGAUUACCGAUACUCAUUAUGCUCUUGCACUAAUGAAUUUGGAACAUACAUCUUUGACGUUAUUGAAGCUUAAAGCUUUAUUGACCAUUGUGCCUGCAUAAUAUAUUAUAUACACUUAUCGAAUGUCAGAAGAGAAAACACGAGGAACAGAUAUUGCAGUACAACAGUUACGUGACACACCUAUAUGUACACAGCUAUACGAAUCGACUGUGUAACAUGUGGGAGCGUACGAGAAAUCUUUAAACUUCGUCCUUCGAAUACUUAUCGCAGAGUUCUCCACACAUGACGCAUUUAUUUGUAAAUACUAUAUAGUAUUAUAAAUAUUGUUAGCUUGUAAUUGCGUGAAGACAAGAAGUGUGGACCUAAAAAAGUUCUUUAUCUUGGAAUGCAUUUAUAUACACAUAUAUGUAACUUAUACUCGGGAUGAUUUUGACACCUUGUCGAAGAUAAUCGGAUUUUCGGAGAUCGGAUUUUAAUGCAAAUUUUUCGUGGUAAUUAGGAACAAAUUUCUCAUCGACUCCAGCGUAAACGUUGUAAGUGCUUGUGGCCUUCUACUUACUAUUUAUAUCGUAGAUUGGAAUAUUUUUUUAAUAUUUUUUACAUAUGAAAAUUUUACGGCGCGCAAAUAAAGUAUAUAACUAUGGAUGUUACACCGCGCAUAGUGCCUACUAAUUUGCGACACAUACGUAUAACGAGAGUUAUAUAUAUAUAUAUGUACAUUAUUUUCCAAAGAGUUUUGUAUUCUUCCAUCAUGUACUUAGGAUAAAAGAGAUUCUAUAUAAACACACCGCGCGCGCGUACAUACAUUAUGCAAAUAAGAUUAAUCAAAAUAUACAUAUUAUUUUAAUGUUGAUUUGAUCAACGCGUGAAGGAAAUUAUUGUACAUUGCCAUAUAGGGUUCUUGUUAAUCCUUGUGACAAAGCAUUAGCGAAACAAUUUGCUGAAAACCAGUCUGCUUCGCUCUUUCUAAUUUUCAAUUAUAUACAUACAUACAUAUAUACAUAUAUGUGUAUAUACAUACACAUAUAUAUAUAUAUAUAUAUAUAUAUAUAUAUAAAAACGGUUACAUUAUUUUGAAUCGAUAAUUGUGAUCGUGAAGCGUUUUAGAACAUGUUGAGAAUUGUGCCAUUGUUAGAAAAUAAAGUGAAAUUUUCACAUUA
Odontomachus brunneus is the source of this 4683-nucleotide messenger RNA. It is a transcript of the gene Myo31DF, whose product is annotated as unconventional myosin ID. Bases 706 to 3507 code for a protein of 933 amino acids. Lineage: Eukaryota; Metazoa; Arthropoda; Insecta; Hymenoptera; Formicidae. Gene Ontology annotation, molecular function: microfilament motor activity; actin filament binding; ATP binding. The transcript is spliced from 15 exons. Gene Ontology annotation, cellular component: cytoplasm; microvillus; vesicle. Gene Ontology annotation, biological process: vesicle transport along actin filament; actin filament organization. The record is from RefSeq and is a predicted model, not a curated record.